CCGCCCAUCAGGGCCUUACAAAGUUGGUUGUCACUAGAAGAACAAGCCCCACCAAUAUCAGGCGUGCUGUGACAUUACUACGAAGAUGGUGCUUAAAGCUGUCUGUGUGUUGAGAGGAGAUGGAGAGACCAGCGGGACCGUUUAUUUUGAGCAGGAGAGUGAUUCAGCCCCUGUGAAGCUGACAGGCCAAAUCAAAGGCCUUACCCCUGGUGAGCAUGGUUUCCAUGUUCAUGUUUUUGGAGACAAUACAAAUGGGUGCAUCAGUGCAGGCCCUCACUACAAUCCCCACGGCAAGAAUCAUGCCGGACCUAAUGAUGCAGAGAGGCAUGUUGGAGACCUGGGGAAUGUGACUGCAGGAGCAGAUAAUGUUGCCAAGAUAGACAUCACGGACAAGAUGCUCAGCCUCACUGGCCCCUACUCAAUCAUUGGCAGAACCAUGGUGAUCCAUGAGAAGGCUGAUGACCUGGGAAAAGGAGGCAAUGAGGAGAGUCUAAAGACAGGCAAUGCUGGUGGACGUCUGGCCUGCGGAGUCAUUGGCAUCACGCAGUAAACUAUCUGCCAGAACAACAACAACAACUUUUACCCACAGCACUUAACAAGACCAACCUAGCUACUUGAUGUGACAGUUUGUCCUUUUCAAUACUCUGGCAUUUUAUUGACUAGUCAAGAGAGUACAUGAGCCGUGCUUUGCCCUGUCCGUUCUCCAUGACAAUUAUAUGUAUGGGUAUUAUAUGUCUGCUGAUUAGCUUUGGUCCCAAAGAAUUGGUAACGCACAAAUAGUAAACAACUGUAUACAGUUUAUGAAGUUAAUCAAUAAAUUGUCAGUUCAUCUGCA
Siniperca chuatsi (mandarin fish) is the source of this 835-nucleotide messenger RNA. RefSeq names its product superoxide dismutase 1, soluble (gene sod1). Gene Ontology annotation, cellular component: mitochondrion; peroxisome; nucleus. The transcript has 5 exons. The coding region runs from base 86 to 550 and encodes 154 amino acids. The record is from RefSeq and is a predicted model, not a curated record. Gene Ontology annotation, biological process: removal of superoxide radicals. Gene Ontology annotation, molecular function: copper ion binding; superoxide dismutase activity. NCBI's taxonomy places the organism in Eukaryota, Metazoa, Chordata, Actinopteri, Centrarchiformes, Sinipercidae.